Molecule: messenger RNA, 846 nt
Organism: Bufo gargarizans (Asiatic toad)
Lineage: Eukaryota; Metazoa; Chordata; Amphibia; Anura; Bufonidae
Product: vomeronasal type-2 receptor 26-like
Exons: 1
Coding region: 1-846 (281 amino acids)
Biological process (GO): G protein-coupled receptor signaling pathway
Cellular component (GO): membrane
Molecular function (GO): G protein-coupled receptor activity
Source: RefSeq, a predicted model, not a curated record
AUGGAAUUCCUGUCUUAUGGAGACACACUGGGGUCAUCUCUAAUUAUUAUAAAUCUUACAUUUUGCCUUGUGACUAUAGUUGUGUUGGGGAUAUUUAUAAAUAAUAAAGAUUCUCCAAUUGUGAAAGCCAAUAACCAGAAUUUCAGUUUCAUACUUCUCCUCUCACUCAUCUUCUCAUUUUUAUGUCCUCUCUUAUUCAUUGGACGUCCCUCAGAUAUAUCAUGUCUCCUCCAACAAGUGGCAUUUGGAAUCAUUUUUAGUCUUGCAGUUUCUUCAGUCUUAGCUAAAACAGUGACUGUAGUCUUGGCUUUUCAAGCCAUUAAACCAGGCAGGACACUGAGGCAGUGGAUGAAGAGACACCUCUCCACAUCCUUACUUGUUAUAGGUUCAUCUGGAGAAGUUUUGAUCUGUGUCCUCUGGUUGUUUAAUUCUCCACCAUUCCCAGAUUAUAACACUGGAAUAGAGCUUGGAAAGAUAAUCUUACAAUGUAUUGAGGGAUCUGCCAUUUUUUUCUACUUGUCCAUCGGCUACAUUGGAUUUCUGGCAAUGAUGAGCUUUAUUGUUGCUUUCUUGGCCAGAACACUUCCAGAAACCUUCAAUGAGGCUCAGUACAUCACCUUCAGCAUGCUGGUGUUCUGCGGUGUGUGGAUCUCCUUCAUCCCGGCCUACCUCAGCACCAAGGGGAAGUACAUGGUGGCUGUGGAAGUUUUUGCCAUCUCUUCUUCCAGUGCUGGACUUCUGGGCUGUAUCUUCAUUCCCAAAUGUUACAUUAUUCUACUGAGACCAGAGCUCAACACAAAGUCCAAUAUAAGGGUCAUAAGAAGACAUUGUACAGGGGAAUUUUGA